Symbiodinium natans is the source of this 3870-nucleotide messenger RNA. Lineage: Eukaryota; Dinophyceae; Suessiales; Symbiodiniaceae. The record is from the annotation of a GenBank genome assembly.
AUGGAGUUGGUUCGGCAUGGCUCCCUUUCCCAGACCCGGACGAAAUGGAAGUUAAAGACGCUACCUUUGCAGACGGACGAGUUGGAAGAUGCCUUCGACUUGAGUGAUCCUGACAUAGAUCAGCAUCUACGUGAUGCAAGCUAUCCAUGGGAAGACUCUCAUGGCAGGCGUUGUCCGAUCGUUCUUAGUGUCCGCUUCGGCUCUCACGACUAUUGUGCGAGCUCUCAGGCAAAGAUAGAAGGUUACGAGCAGGGCCACGGAGAUUCAAGUGACGAGGCAUUCUUCCCUGCUGUGCGGGCGGAGGCAGCCCUAACCAUGAACGAUAGAUUUGGCAAUAGUUAUCAAGAAAGUGGUGGACAUGUUUACUACCCAAACAAAUUCAACAAGCUCUUCUGUGUCGUACAAGAAUGCGGGCACUGGUGUCGGGGUCAAUGCCGGGAAGAUGUUUCCGCAAAACCAACCAACAAGGACUGCUGGGCCGCAUCCUUUCGCUGGCAUUUGGCAGGCGGGGACGGGGACCGGAAUAGGGCGCCACCCAUCAUGCUUCAGGUCAUUGAAGAGACUGGGCACUUGGGCCCAGGGCAAGAAGAAGAGAUCGCAAUGGCAAAAGAUCUUGGCAUUCCAAUUUUCCUGGCACAGAUAGGAUGGCGGAAUGGGAGACAGAGGAUCGUGUUCUUCAAAAGCGAAGAGCAGCCACAGCCAUUCUUGACUCGCAGGCUCAAGUUCCAGCGAUUCCUGCUACACUGGGCUUCCCGUCGAGGCCAUUCCUGGCUUGUGCGCUGCCUCCUCGCAAGUGGUUUGGACGGUGCGCAGCAAAUCGACGACGAUGGAUGGGCUGCGGCACAUGUUGCAGCAUAUCACGGACACGUCGCAGUUCUCAGUGAGCUGGGCUCGGGAAAGGUAGACCUAUGUGGCAGAAGCAACAUCGGCCAAACCCCUGUCCUUGUUGCAGCCCAAUGCGGCUGCGAGCCUGCACUCCAUGUUCUACACCGUUUCGGUGCUGACCUCUCCGUGCAGGAUGACUGCCGCAGGACCGCGGUACAUUAUGCUGCCUUUCGUGGACACCUGAAGGUCUUGCACGCGCUCUACAGCUACGGGGUGUCCCUCUCUGCAGCUGAUGAUCAAGGGCGGACAGCGGCCCAUUGUGCAGCUUUUCACGGCUGUGAUUUCCUUUUGGGGGAGUUGCUCGCAAUGAAAGUGGAUCUAAAUGCGCGCGAUGCUCGGGGCCAGACUCCGGCGCACUGGGCAGCCAUCAACGGCUGCAAAGGCGUACUCGAGAAGCUUCACAACUUGCAGGUUGACCUCAAAAGGCCCGAUUCCAUGGGUCGGGCUCCUGUGCAUUUUGCUGCGGCAAAUGGGCACGUUGAGGUGUUCGAGAUCCUGAAGCAAGCUGGCACCAGUCUUGAGGUUCGGGAUGACUUGGGCCAGAUGCCAGCACAUUUUGCGGCCAAGCAUGGAAGACAGGCGGUCCUGAAGGAGCUACACCAAAGAGGCGCUCGCAUAGACCUUUCGGACCGCAUGGGCCUGCGCCCGUUCCACCUUGCAGCACAACAUGGACAUCGACCAGCUUUGGCCCAGCUUGUCGAGGCUGCUAGAGAGAUCUUUGCGAACUCUGACGUGUUGUUCUUUGUUAUGUGUGGAGAUUGUGAUGGCAGGACCCCGGCUCAUCUGGCUGCCAAGUGCGAGCGAGCUGAGAUUCUGUCUUUUUUGUAUGAGUUGAAAGCUGACCUCGGCGUGACAGACAAGAAAGGCUUUACCCCAGCACACGAUGCAGCUGCAAAUGGUCACGACCAGAUUCUUCGACAGCUGCUGCACUUCGGAGUUGACCUGAACAAGAAGGACCAUGCCGGGCAAAGCCCCUUGCUCCGCGCAGUUGCUGGGCAACUCCCGAGAAGGCAGGUGCUGGAAGUCUUGGCCGAAAGUGGGGAAGGAGCCGACCUCAAUGAAGCUGCGAAGAUGGCCCACGCAAGGGGUCAGCGGCAAGUACUCCAAUGGCUCCUUGAGCUGCGUGCUGACCCAGCUGUUUGCGAUCCCAAGCAGAGCCCUUUCCAUGUGGCCAUUCAUGGACAUCAAGCUCAGGGCUUCGUCCCUGUUGCUUUGCGCCCAGAAUCGGUAGAGUCUGCUGUCUCGCCUGUCUCGCGAGGCCUGGAAGUGCCCUGUGGAAUCUGCCAAUGUCCAACGACUUUUUUUUUCAUCGCUCCGCUGCAGGACGUUGCAGGAGGCUGCCCGCUCCGCGACGCCAGCGAUGUGGAGGAGAGCGUGCUGGACAUUGCAAAAGACAGUCUACAGGUGGAGCUGCGCGGUGGCGAAGUCGCCGUGCUCCGUGACUCGGUCCUGCUGAUCAUGACGGCCGAGACCUACGAGCAGCAUUCCUUGAGCUUCAAGGUGUUAAAGCGGGGGUCGAUGCCGCUGCCGCUGCCUGAGCAGUCGGUGGCGCUAAGCCCAUUGUUGGAUCUCCGCCCGCACGGGGUGCAUUUCAAGGAGCCCGUGCUGGUGGUCUUCCCUGUGUGUGUCGGGGCCACGAAGAUUUGGCGUUCGGACAUUAGCGAAACUGGCGACACCGGCUGGGAGGAGCUAACCAAUGUCCAGCUCAGCGCCGGCCACGCCGUCUUGCGAUUGGAUCACUUCUGUCAGGUUGUGGCCGGAGCCCCCGAACCCGUGAGAAAGCCCAUUAAGAUCAAAGGCUACAUGAAGGCCCAGGCCGCCAAGUGGACCAUCACACAUGUCCACUGUGCAAACUGCGAGCAGAUUCUGGCAGAGCACUUGGCAGACCCCGACGUGUUGAAGGGCUACAGGCCCUGCGAGCCACUGUUCAAGGCCGCAACGUAUUCACACAAACAGUUCCUAGAGCUGUCUUGGCCGGACUCGUCCCAGUCGUCCCACGCGAAUGCAGAGCCAGGGAUUUUGGACUUCGAACAAUUUCCCAUCGUAUCCACUGUUUCAUGGACGGUACCAUCGCCACCUGACGUCGAAUUGUGGCUGAAAGAGAAGGACAGAGAGGAGACCAUUCGACGCAAGUUGAGUUUACAGGAUGCACCUGCUAGCCAAGCUAGCGAAAGUGAAGUGUUCCUUGCUGCCUGCCCAGACAGCACAGUCCAGGUGGGCGGACGAAGUGAGGCCUCUAGCCCAAGCAGCAGCUCUGGUUCACUGUGCGCAGGUCAGCUGGGCAGCGAGCUCUCGACUGUGCGAGACCUGACAGCACGCGCAAAGAGCCUGGUGCCGGAGCACCAGGACUGCACGGUUGUCGUGCAUGCCCCGCUCGACCUGCCCAAGCGGCAAGCUUACGAGGGGAGCUUUACUACGCGCAAGCCGGAGGAAACCCCACGAGCAGCCGCCCUUCCUCGUGACCUGCCGAAGGUGUUGCCUUCACCUUCAAAGGAAGAGGAUGCGCCACGGCUCGCAUUCUUCAGCCUGCGCUUUGACAAAAGCCCAGAAGAGACGACAGCGAGGAAUGUUUGCAGCAUGCUCAGGGCGCGCGGCUAUGAGGUGUACAUCGUGGAGGGCCAGCCAGAUGAUUUUGGGAAGCUCGUCGACAGGUACCUUCUCAGGAUCAAGAAGAAGAAGGGGCUUUUUGUGGCCUUUGUCACGGAGAGCUACGGCGAGUGCACCGGCAACCCGUGGGCGACAUAUCAAGAGCUUCGAUAUGCCCAUGCAAAUGGCAUUGAGAUUAUGCCGCUGAAGAUGUCAGAGGUGUACCCCCCACAACCGAAGGACGAAGAUGCCGAGGCUCUCGUAACUAAGGUGCUGCACCUGGGUCUGGCUUACGCCGACUGUGUCGGUUUGGCCGAUGAGCAGAUUGCCGACAAAGUUCAGAAGAGGCUGCGACGAGCACGCGAAGGAGUCCCUCCGAGCACACGCAUAAGCUUGUAG